AUGUCCGGGAAGCACUACAAGGGUCCUGAAGUCAGUUGUUGCAUUAAAUAUUUUAUCUUCGGCUUCAAUGUGAUUUUCUGGUUCUUGGGCAUAGCAUUUCUUGGAAUUGGACUCUGGGCAUGGAAUGAAAAAGGGGUCCUGUCGAAUAUCUCUUCAAUCACAGAUUUGGGAGGAUUUGAUCCUGUUUGGCUGUUCCUGGUUGUGGGGGGAGUUAUGUUCAUUUUAGGAUUUGCAGGAUGCAUUGGAGCUCUCCGAGAAAACACUUUCCUCCUCAAGUUUUUUUCUGUGUUCCUGGGAAUUAUUUUCUUCCUGGAGCUCACUGCUGGGGUUCUGGCAUUUGUUUUCAAAGAUUGGAUCAAAGACCAGCUGUAUUUCUUUAUAAACAACAACAUCAGAGCUUACAGGGAUGACAUCGACUUACAAAACCUCAUAGACUUUACCCAAGAAUAUUGGCAGUGCUGUGGGGCUUUUGGAGCGGAUGACUGGAACCUAAAUAUUUACUUCAAUUGCACAGAUUCCAAUGCAAGUCGAGAACGAUGUGGCGUACCAUUUUCAUGUUGUACUAAGGAUCCUGCAGAAGAUGUCAUCAACACUCAAUGUGGAUAUGAUGCCAGGCAAAAACCAGAGGUCGAUCAACAGAUUGUCAUCUACACAAAAGGCUGUGUUCCCCAGUUUGAAAAGUGGUUGCAAGACAACUUAACCAUAGUGGCUGGUAUUUUCAUAGGCAUUGCAUUGCUUCAGAUUUUUGGGAUAUGCCUAGCCCAGAAUUUGGUUAGUGACAUUGAAGCUGUCAGGGCCAGCUGGUAGAACUGCUGAAUGAACUGACCACUGUAAGACACUGGACUCCUGAGACCCUGCCCUGCCUCCAGUCUGCUAUGCUGAUGCCAAGCUCCAACCACACUGACAAUGCUUGCAAUCUGUAGUCGCAAAGACUGGUAUUGCCAUGAAAUUGCUUCUGUGGGGGUGAACCUGGGGAGGGUUAUUAGGACCUGCUGCUCACUGACAGAUUUCAAUUUUAAAAACAAAAAUGACCCAUUGGAAAGCUGUUGAACCGUGCAUCUACUGUAGCCAGGGUUUGUGAACAGUUGGACACUUACCAAAAAGAAAACUCAAACAGAUGUGCGUAAAUUGAAAUAGAACUACAUUGUGAUCUGGGAGAAAUGCUCUUUUUCUCUCCUUGUGUUAUUUGAGGGCUGUCAGAGGUGCUAGAAGGAGUUUUGUAUCUUCAGUGUACCCAGAAAGACCAGUCAUUGUGUCAUCAAAGGAAAAGGAACUGCUAUCUUUUCUAAAACCAAUUGAGAGGCAAUUUUUUCCCCCAUCUUCAUUCUACACAUUAAGAAACUUUUAAGAACCAAGAAGAAAUCAAGAAGAAAACUUGGGUCUUUUCAGUGUCUUGGUCCAGAAUUUGAGAACAGAGUCCUUAAAUAACUUGUGAGAAGCAUCACCUGCCAUUCCAGCUUCUUCUCUCAUUGCCAGGAAAGGGAAUCCAUAUGACAUCUGUACUGAGCCAGUGGGUUGGAAGACUUCAGGAUGCCAUAUCUUAGCCGAGCAAUCUUCUUAAGCAAGCAUGGGGUUUAUUUCAAAAGGAAAUAGAAGAAAUUGUGUUCAUUGAAAUGGUGUAACCUAAUCUCCUCCCCUCCCUACCCCCCCCAAAUCAUUUGCUGUAUUUCUUGGAAACUUCUGGAAUACUCUUUAUUUGGGGCUUAUGGGGCUACAGUUCUUUCAGAUUUUCCUUUACAAUAUCUUCUUCUUCAGCUGAAACUUUGAUUUUUCCUUUUUUAAUAAUUCUUACCUGCAUGCAUUGCAACUUGAGAUCCACCAGCCAGGAAUCCCUCUCCUCACAUCCCAAACACUCCCAGAAAUAUUUCAAACUGUAAUCUGGUCAGAAAUGGCCCAUUUGUUUUUUUCAGUGCAAGGCCGUGAGAAGUUCUGGCUCAUUCCCCCAUCCUUGAAGUGAAGGAAUCAGCCUUGACACACAAAAUGCUUCCAGGAACUCAGCCACGUUGUCCCUGGGGUCUUUUCUCAUGACCCCUCCCCCUCUCAACUCCUUCCUUCCUACCUAUCUUCUUUCCUUCCUUCCUUCCUUCCUUCCCCCAAAUAGAAUUAAAUACCAAUGGGAAGCAGCACUAACAGACUCAAAAGGCCUGUCUUCUUUUUUCUAAUGAAAAGAAAGAAAUCAUGUGUGUGGUCUGCAUUUACCUCCGUCCUCUUCCAGGGGACUUAACAGCUAGAAUGAUAAUGAAGCACAAGUAUCAGGAGCCAGGACUGCCAUAUAAGCCUGGAGGAGGGACCCUAUGACAUUGUCUUGGUGCUGCCGCCCCAACAUGACCCAGUGCCAGUAAGAAGGCCAUAGAAAGCCUCCAGGCUUUCAUCCAGCAGUUUCUGUAUGUCUAGCAGGGCAUUUCCCUCCCCCCCCCCCCCGGGCAGCAGGGAUGCUACAGGUGCCAGGGACCUUCUGUAUAGCAUGCCCCAUCUUUAGAUUGCCAUUUGGCAAGCCAGCACACUUUGGAGAGAGAGAUUGAGCUUGUGUUUUUCUCUUUUGGCCCACCCUGUCUCAACCCUGGGUAUUAUCAAUUUUCCAGAUGCUCAUAAAAAGAGAAAGAAAAUACCCUAUCCACAACCUUCUUCUAAAUAGUAAUCUCUUCCAUUUUGGGGUGUGUGUGUGUAUGGGUAUGCAUGAGUGUGUGUUCUCUAUCUAUACUUCUAUUGUUAGAUAGAAAGGUUCAUUCCAUGUCCGAGAGAUACACAAUGACCACAGUCCAUCUCCAGUCCCCAGAUCAACAUUUAGUCACACAUCAUCCCAUGGCAGUGAAGACUUGAGCCCUCCAAGUUGCACUUUUGCCUUUUUCCAUGAAUUACCUCAUGAACUCCAUUCACCCUUAGACUCAUCGUCAGCCAACAUCCCACCCUUCAGUGAAAGCAGCAAAACACCAACAGCAAGUCUAUAUGAGCUUCCUUUUUUUUAUCCCCUAUUAUUUUUUUACACUUGGGAAGUGUUUGUAAUAAAGAUCAUCCUUAAUAAACCUGGUUCCAUCUUUC
Molecule: messenger RNA, 3039 nt
Organism: Gracilinanus agilis (Agile Gracile Mouse Opossum)
Lineage: Eukaryota; Metazoa; Chordata; Mammalia; Didelphimorphia; Didelphidae
Gene: TSPAN5
Product: tetraspanin 5
Exons: 8
Coding region: 1-807 (268 amino acids)
Biological process (GO): protein localization to plasma membrane; regulation of vascular endothelial growth factor signaling pathway; protein maturation
Cellular component (GO): membrane
Source: RefSeq, a predicted model, not a curated record